Messenger RNA from Hyaloperonospora brassicae, 1638 nucleotides. The record is from the annotation of a GenBank genome assembly. Lineage: Eukaryota; Oomycota; Peronosporomycetes; Peronosporales; Peronosporaceae.
AUGGCAGGCGGAGGCAUGUACACCAAGAUGACGUCCGCGGGCUCGUCGCUCAUCUCGAACCCGCGCACGAUAUCGAAGGAGCUCGAGGCCAAGAUCUCAGCGGCCAUUGCGGGCGUGAUCACGUCCAGCGACAUGUCGAAGCUGACCACGAAGCUCGUGCGGCAGGCGGUGGAGAAGGAGGUGCACGUUAGUCUCGCGACCCAUAAAGACGUACUGAAGCGGCUGAUGCACCAGGAACUGCGCAAGCUCAAGGCCAAGAAAGUGGCCAAGCGAGUGGACCCACCGGAGCCGUGGAAGAUGGCGAUGCGACGCGAGAGCAUUGUCAAGGGCCUCCGUCGCGUGUACCAGAUGCAGCGUGAAGACCCGUUGAGUUUUCCCGACUGGGGACUGCACGCGAUUCAGUCUCUUUACAAUCUCCAGGCAGUGGAAAAAGGAGAAGUGCAGCGACUGGCGACGCUCUACGCGCGACUGCUGGGUGCUCUGUGGCUUGGAGAAGACCGCCACACAGACUGGACGCCAGGCUCGAUCCCCACGCCCACACAGCUUGUCCAGGCGAUUCGAGCUGUGUAUAUUGUGGAGCGCCUUGGCAUCGCUCAUGCGCGGCGUGUCGAGCUCUUGGACUUUUGUGAUCGAUCGCCUGCUUUCUAUGGUCCCAAGGAGCUGCUCGGGUGGAAUCCAGCCGAGGAGCCGCCAUCGAGGAACAACCACAGCGGAGUCUCCGUAUACGAGCAACUGGCGAGAGCGCUGGUUUUGUGGCAUCACACACACGAGCUCGGGAUCCAGAUUGGCUUCAUCUUGCCGCAGUUGCUUCAGCAUCUGUUGUCAGUUUAUCCGUACAAAGGACCGAGUGACCUGUCACCUCAAGAUUAUGCCGACCAAGUGCGCUUUGUCACUACGCUGGUGUUUGUGCUGACAAACCAUGGCAAGCUACGCUGCGAGACGGACCUACUGCCUCACGAGUACUUCUUCUUGCGUCACCAUGUUGUAUAUCACCUCGCGCAACAAGACGUGAAUCUACUCGGGGAGACUUUGCGGGCUUUACGCUGCUUCGAAGGCUCAAACAAUCUUGUCCAGGUGCGUCGAGGAAUGGCUUUCUUGUUGCUGACUCAACAAGAGGAUGGCUCGUGGACGACUGAAUCGGCUCAACAUGACGCCGAACUGCAAUAUUUUUCCACUGUACAAGCGCUGUGGGCAUUGUGUGAGCCUCGGCGGAUGGGAUUUGCACCAGCUUUCCCGGAGGCCACCCCAAUGUUGGAGCUACAUCUGAAUGCGGACAUCGGGGACACUGACGCAUUUUCCACGGGGCCGUCGAAUGCCACUGCAAGCGAUACCAAGGAUAGAAGCAUCGAUUCCGAGGUAGCAGCAGCAACCGCAGCAGCCCCAGCUGAAAUAGAAGACGUAGCAACACGCGUCGGCUUUCUGCAAGGUUUACUGGAUCAGAACGGCGACACGAAGAGCAUCUCCGCCGCACUGGCCACACACGUUUUGAGCACGCUUGCAGGCAUGGUGCUCACUGUCGAUAUCCUGAAGAGCACGGGUGUUGGGCGCACGAUUAACAAACUGCGCAAGCAUGCCGCGCCCUCCGUGGCUAAGACGGCUACGCAGCUUGUGGCGAGAUGGAAGAAGGACUUGCUGUAG